Messenger RNA from Symbiodinium sp. CCMP2592, 516 nucleotides. NCBI's taxonomy places the organism in Eukaryota, Dinophyceae, Suessiales, Symbiodiniaceae. The record is from the annotation of a GenBank genome assembly.
AUGAGCUCCACGGAGCACUUGGCAGCGGCCCGAGCCGCGGCGGCAAAGAUGGCAGCAAGAGCCGUGCUGGCUGGCAGGUCAGCAGCUGCUGCUGCACGCAGCGGCGGUCUCCUCAGGCAGACAUCCUCCAGCUUCCGCAACGACGUGGCUAACCGAGCCAUGGCUGUUGCAGCCCUGCGGGCUGCGCCCAAGCCAAGGGCUGAAACUCUCAGCGGAGGGCUGGAUCCUUCCACGACAGAAACGCAUGCAGAUGUUGCGGGCGAAUCGCGACUCACUGGCACCUGCACUGCCCGGCAGCUCGAAAGGACGCAUCCACAGCAAGGCAAUGACCCCACUGCGGCGGACUCUGAACGGGAUGAUGCGCGUAUCUGCGAAUGGGACAUCAAGGUCCAGCGCACCUUCAUCACGGUGGUACCCCGCUGUCCGCAGCUCACCCACACAGCAAGCGCCCCGGCUCGUCUGGACCGCCCGCGCCCACGGAGGCGGCGCCUGCGGCCAAGCCGGAGGCGACGCUGA